UGUUGGGGGGGGGGGGGGGGGGGGGGAGGAGCAGUGAGACGGGCAGGCCGGCGGCAGCACAGCCCGUGAACACACACCGAGGGAAUGUUUUUACCAGCGGAGCCGCGGCCGCUUCACGCUUCGGGGAUUCGACUUCACACCUACACGCGCACAACUUAGGAGGGAUCGUUCCGAGUGACUCCCUGGAGGUGCCAAGCAAAGCCGCCAUGUCAGUAAUUGUACAUGAGAAUCGCAAAUCCCGCACCAGCACGGGCUCCAUGAACAUCUCACUGUUCCACAAGCCUUCCCAUCCCGACAGUGUCCUGACCCACCUGAACACAUUGAGGAAACAGUGCAUGUUCACCGAUGUCACGCUGUGGGCCGGAGACCGCUCUUUCCAAUGCCACAGGGCUGUCUUGGCGGCGUGCAGUCGUUAUUUCGAGGCCAUGUUCAGCGGCGGGCUUCGAGAAAGUCUGGACAGUGACGUCAACUUCAGAGACAGCAUCCACCCCGAGGUCUUGGAGCUUCUGCUAGACUUUGCCUAUUCUUCUCGAGUCAUCAUAAAUGAGGAGAAUGCCGAGUCGUUGUUAGAGGCGGGCGACAUGUUGCAGUUUCAUGACAUUCGUGACGCAGCAGCAGAGUUUUUAGAAAAGAACCUGCACUCCUCCAACUGCCUGGGGAUGAUGCUGUUGUCAGACGCUCAUCAGUGUAAAAGGCUGUAUGAGCUGUCGUGGAGGAUGUGUCUGCUACACUAUAACACGGUAAGAGAGUCGGAGGACUUCUAUAGUCUGUCUAAAGAUAAACUGCUGGAGCUGAUUCUCAGCGAUGAGCUGGAAAUAGAAGAUGAACAGGUUGUGUUUACCUCCGUGAUGCGGUGGGUCCGAUACGACUUGGAGGCUCGGCGUCAGCACUUAGCGGAGCUGCUGCGGGGCAUCCGGCUGGCUCUGCUGCCGUCCGACUGCCUGCUGGAGGCCGUGGCCUGCGAAGAGCUGCUCAUGGCUGACAAGAGGAGCAGGUCAAUAGUUGAAGAGGCAAUGCAGUGUAAGAAGAAGAUCCUUCAGAAUGACGGCGUAGUGACUAGUCCCUGUGCCCGGCCGCGUAAGGCAGGGCACACGCUACUUAUUCUGGGAGGCCAGACCUUCAUGUGUGACAAGAUAUACCAGGUUGACCAUAAAGCCAAGGAGAUCAUACCUAAGGCCGAGCUGCCCAGCCCCAGGAAGGAGUUCAGUGCAUGUGCCAUUGGAUGUAAGGUUUACGUCACAGGAGGAAGAGGAUCAGAGAACGGCGUCUCUAAAGACGUCUGGAUCUAUGACACUGUGCAUGAAGAGUGGUACAAAGGAGCACCGAUGCUAAUAGCCAGGUUUGGCCAUGGUUCAGCUGAGUUGGAGAACAGUCUCUACGUUGUUGGGGGUCAUACAGCCAUAGCGGGAGUUUUUCCUGCCUCUCCAUCUGUCUCCCUAAAACAGGUGGAGCGGUAUGACCCUCUCAGUAACAAAUGGACUAUGAUGGCUCCUCUAAGAGACGGAGUCAGUAAUGCAGCCGUGGUCAGUGCCAAACUCAAACUCUUUGUUUUUGGAGGGACCACCAUACAUCGAGACAAGGCCUCCAAGGUUGGUGGAGUAGUCCAGUGCUAUGAUCCUGUGGGUAACCGCUGGGAUAUUGCAGCUGAAUGCCCCCAGCCUUGGCGAUAUACAGCGGCUGCUGUCCUAGGGAGCCAGAUCUUCAUCAUGGGCGGCGACACUGAGUUCACUGCUGCCUCUGCUUAUCGCUUUGACUGUGAAACCAAUCAGUGGUCGCGGGUAGGCGACAUGACGUCCAAACGGAUGAGCUGCCACGCCGUGGCCUCGGGGAACAAGCUGUACGUGGUUGGAGGUUAUUUUGGGACGCAGCGUUGUAAAACGUUGGACUGUUACGACCCUACGUCAGAUAGUUGGAACUCCAUCACCACGGUGCCUUACUCACUGAUCCCCACCGCCUUCGUCAGCACAUGGAAACACCUUCCUGCAUAACUGGGAGACCCCAGGACCCAUUCCAGGUGUUGACUGAGAGGAGGACUCGGCCUGGAGGAGAAGCUGAGACUAGAUGGAACCUCCAACACAGGACCGAUCCUUCCACAACACGCUGCACCUCACAGACUCAGCCGGUCCUGAGCCCACAGCACAGCAGCCGGGUCUUAACACACUCAGAGACCCCCUCUCCGUGCCGCGCUUCCUGAGUGAACAGACACUUUGAUCAACCUGACUGAUGAA
Messenger RNA from Etheostoma cragini (Arkansas darter), 2228 nucleotides. It is a transcript of the gene enc2, whose product is annotated as kelch-like protein 25. The transcript is spliced from 12 exons. Gene Ontology annotation, molecular function: protein binding. NCBI's taxonomy places the organism in Eukaryota, Metazoa, Chordata, Actinopteri, Perciformes, Percidae. The record is from RefSeq and is a predicted model, not a curated record. The coding region runs from base 207 to 1988 and encodes 593 amino acids.